This is a messenger RNA of Physeter macrocephalus (sperm whale), 2723 nucleotides long. RefSeq lists its product as uncharacterized. NCBI's taxonomy places the organism in Eukaryota, Metazoa, Chordata, Mammalia, Artiodactyla, Physeteridae. The transcript is spliced from 6 exons. Bases 433 to 1143 code for a protein of 236 amino acids. The record is from RefSeq and is a predicted model, not a curated record.
GCUAGAGAGCGAGGCAGAGGCCAGACUACGGAAGGGCUUUUUUAGAGUCAUCAGCCCAUAGAUAACCAGCGAAAGUAAACAGGGAAGAACGAUUUUCGGUGGCUGAACCCUAGAGAAGAGCUAACUUGGGGAUCUGGGAUCUGGAUGAGCAUACAGCCGCGGAGACUCAGGAGUGGGCGUUGAGCUGGGGAAGAACGGGGAGAACGUGCCUCUCACACAGCAAGUAUUUGAAGAAGCAUGAGUCACCGUCUGUGUCCAAUUCCCCUGCAAGACUGAGGAAGACGAGGACUGAAACCACCCUUUGUACUCAUGCCCUUCACAGGAACAGUUUAGUGAAGUGGCGGAGACAAAAGCUGCCUGUAGCUGAUUCGAAAGAGAGUACAAAAUAAGGACUUUGGGACAGAGAACAAAAUACUCUCACGAGGACGAGAGAUGAAGAAAUGGAGCUACGGAAGGAUGGGCACGUGCAGUAAAGGAAGAAUUUCUUUCCCAGGAUGGGAGAUAUUAUACCAUACGUGUAAGAAAGACAGACGGAUGGGACAGACGGAGAAUGUGACGGGCAGAGUGUCUGCGAGAGCAAACACAGGUGAGCCAUGGUCGCAGGAGGCCAACAAGGUGAUUCAGGGACCCAGGCCCCUUCCACAUAUUGGCUGCUCCAAAUACUCCGUUGGCUACUCUGAGUCUGGCCAGGAGAUGAGGGGAGAGAGAUCACCAGCAGAGAAUCUCAGGGACAAGUUCAGAGGCCACGUGCAAUGCCACAUACAUUCAACUGGCCAGAGGAAGACACUGAUUUGGAGAAGACAAGUAACUGCCCUGAGACCGCACAGGAAGCAACAGUCUGGAACCACUGAACACACAUCAGCCAACAUGGGAAGCAGACAUCUGGCCCAGGAGAGAAAUCAAAACAGGAAGUGGGUUCCACAUGGCAUCUGCCUCACUAGAGAUGUAAUGCCUGUGAUCGCUACAGCAAGAGUUCCUCACUUUUACUGCAAGAAGGCUGCGCAUUUCAGCCUUGUGCCCCGGCAAAGCAAGAACUUACAAGUAAAGAAUCCUGGCAGACACUGCCUUAGCCAGGUGAUGAAGGUCAACCUCACCCCAGUGAUAAGUCAUGUACCCCCAACAUACGCCAAUGUGAUGUCAUGAGAAUGGAAGUUCAUCUCUGUGGUCACCCUCCCCAAAAUGCACAACCCCCGUUUAAUCAUGAGAAAAGCAUCCAGCAAGAGACAAAAUACCUGAAGAGCUUCUGUCAAAAGAAAGUCAUCAAAAAUAAGCAAAGAUGGAGACCCUGUCACAAAGCAGAGAAGGCUAAGGAGACAUGACAACUAAGUAUAAUGUCCUGGAUUGUAUCCUGGAACAUAAAAGACAUAGGAAAAAACUAGUGUACUCUGAAUAAAAUGUGGAGAGCUCCGCAGACUUUUGGCUAAGAUCAAAUGUGAAUAAAAUGAGUUCAGUUAAAAGUAAUGUACCAGUGUUGGCUUCUUAGUGUGACAAAUGUACCAUAGUAAUGUAACACAUUCAUAACAGUGAAACUGGGUGUGUGAAGGAUAUAGGGGAACUCUCUGUACUGUCUUUCCAACUUUUCUGUAAAUAAAAAACUAUUAUAACACAAAAAGUUUAUCUAGAAAAAGAAUACUUUUGCACCAGCUGGUUAAUGUUCUUAUGGCCACUAGUGUGAAAAUAUUCCCCCAUUUUCUCCCUCCCCUUUACAUCAAACUGUAAUGACUGGUAAAGUACUUUAAAAUAAUACCAUUGUCAUUUGUAGCUUCUUUUCAUUGUCACUGAGAUUGAUUCAAAGUAUUUAAAGCUUGUAAUUUUCUAUUUCUACAGCAUCCCACAAAUAAUCACAAGCAAGCACAACUAACAAUUUUUCCUUAGAUUGUUAGAUCUGGGAAACAUUUCUUUGCUGAGGUUAUAUCUGGAUAGUAGUGGUUCAAAGUUACAUAUCCUGAUAGGAUCUGGGGCUGGGAAUAUUCUUAUCCAUAUUAAAAGAUGGGAUUUAGCCUGUGACUGUGAACAUAAAGGGGCUAAAUCAGUUAUUCUCAUUGAAUGAAAGACAUAUCUCUUCUCCAUAUGGAGGUAAGCUGUGGGAGAUUUACCUCAGGAAUUUAACAAACGAUUAUAAAGUUGUUCUGAACAUUUUCCAAAAAAUAUUAUUACUUAUAAAACUGAUGUGUAACCAAAAUAUAUUAGGUCCAACCCUUUAAUUAAAGUCAAAUUCUUACUCAAGAACAUACCUGUCUGUCUGAAUUCUCAGCCACUGACGAGUAACUUUAUUAAAAAGUAUUAUUUAAACCCGAUUAGCUGCUGACUCCACCAGAAUUUCAAAAGAGAAGGAACUGUAAACCUUUUGGGCAGGAUAUGGGUUUCGUGGGAAGGUUUUUUAGCAACCCUGUGUUCACAGACAUGCAGUAAACAUUCUGUCUACCCAGAAAGUACCCAGAAGGUACCCAGAAAGUACCUCUCUGCCAAAAUUCAAACUUGUUUGAUGUUCAUGACGUUUCAAACAUCCAACUAGUUCUGAUGUUUAUAACAAAUAAAAGGGAUUUAGUUAUAACUUCUAGUGAUACUGGCUGUUCUUUAAAGGACUCUCCCAAAGACACUUUUUUCAUGAAAACAAUUAUUAAAAGCAGCAGAGUGAUAAGUUGUAAUGGAAUGUACACUUAUAUGAUGUUGAAGGAAAGGUAUUUUUAUAUCUUAAUGAUGAAAAUAAUACUUAAGGACUU